AUGGCAGAAAAUAUAAAGAAAAAAUUUAGUAGGGAAAAACCUCAUGUAAAUAUUGGUGGUAUAGGUCAUGUCGACCAUGGAAAAACUACCUUAAUUGCUGCGAUAACUAAAUAUCUAGCGGCAAAAGGGCAAGCCAAAUUUAAAGAUUAUGGUGAAAUUGAUAAGGCUCCUGAGGAAAAAAGUCGAGGAAUUACGAUUAGCACUUCACAUGUUGAGUUUGAAACUAGCGAUAGAACUGAUGCUAAAGGAACUAAAAUGGAUGGGGCAAUACUGAUUUGUUCAGCACAAGAUGGAGCCAUGAAUCAAACUAAGGAACAUUUACUUCUGGCAAAACAAAUUGGAAUUAAAUACAUAGUAGUCUUUAUUAAUAAAGUAGAUGUAGUUUUAGAUUUAGAUCAAAUACAAUUGGUAAAGGAUGAAAUUAAAGAUGAAUUAAAAAAACUUGGUUAUGAUGCUGAAAAAACUCCUAUGAUUGGUGGUUCAGCUUUGUGUGCUCUCGAAGGAAAAAAUUCAGAAAUAGGAGAAAAGGCAAUUGUCGAAUUGUUAGAAGCAGUUGAUAAACAUAUCCCUACUCCGGAGCGAAAUGUAGAUGCCCCUUUCAAAAUGUAUAUUGAGGAUAUAUUUUCUAUUGAAAAAGUAGGAACAGUGAUAACUGGAAGAGUAGAACAAGGUACAUUAAAAAAAGGCGAGGAGAUAGAAAUAUCGGGGCUAGGAAGACCAACAAAAAAAACUGUUGCUACUGGUUUGGAAAUGCAUAAUAAAGAAUUAGGAGAGGAAGGAGCUCAACCAGGCGAUGGUAUAGGAAUUAAAUUGAGAGGAGUUGCAAAGGAUGAAGUGGAAAGAGGACAACUUGUUUCCAAAGUAAGUGAGGCAGAAAAGUUAAAAGAAAAAAUUAAGACUUGUAAUAAAUUUUCUGCUACAGCUUAUAUAUCAAGCAAAGAAGAAAGAGGAAGACACACUAGUUUCCGAAGUGGUUAUCGACCUCAAUUUUACUUUCGGACUGCUGAUGUAACCGGAACAAUAUCAUUAAAAAAUAAGGAUGAAGAAGUAAAGCCAGGAAAUAGUGUUGAGUUCACAGUUGAAUUAAUUAAGCCGUUGGCUAUUGAGGAAAAAGAAAAAUUUAUUAUGCGAGAAGGUGGAUCGACAAUAGGGCAAGGAACAGUUUUAGAAAUUAUUGGAGUAAUAAUGAAGAGUAAGAUAAUUGCACAAGCCAAAAAGGUUUUUCGUGAUUACAGAAUAAUUGACAAAUUCAUUGCCGGAAUUGUUUUGACUGGCAAUGAAAUAAAAUCAUUGCGUAGUCAUCAGGUUUCGAUUAAUGAGGCUUAUAUAUUGCCACAGAAAGGGGAGUUAUAUGUUAUAAGUAUGCCUGUUGCGGCUUAUAAAUAUUCUAAUCCUAAGGACUUAACUAAAGUUUAUGACCCGCAAAGGAUGAAAAAAAUUCUGCUUAAAAGAAGAGAAAUUAACAAAGGGUUGAGCGAAGUUAGAGAUUGCUCUGGCCCAGCGUUUGCGAAAAUACCAAAUAAAGGAGAAACCUAUCAACUAGAAAGCAGUUUUGAGAGUUUACUUUCUUUGGCAAAUAAUCUUUCUCAUUACUGUGGAAUAAAUUUUACCACCUUUCGUUUAGAUGUUAAAAGGAGCGAUAAAAAAUUUCCUAAAAAUUCUUUGACUCUUCAGAAAGAAUUAGGAGAAAUUAUUCGAAAAAAAUAUGACUUAAAAGUUGAUUUAAGUGAUCCACAAAAGACUUUUUAUAUUCGGAUUUAUCCACAGUUUAUUCUUUUUUUCAGCGAAAAAAUUAAGGGUUUAGGGGGAUUACCGGUGGGGAGUUCUGGUCAAGUUUUAGUGCUGCUUAGUGGGGGGAUAGAUUCACCGGUGGCAGCCUAUCAACUAAUGAAAAGAGGUUUAGAAGUUGUUUAUUUGCAUUUUUAUCACCAAAAAGAGGGCCAAGAAAAAAUAUCUGCUCUGAGUGAAAAGUUAAGUCCUUAUAACAAUUUUUCUAAGCAGGUUUACUUAGUCAAUGCCCAGCCUCUUUUUACUGAAAUUAGUCAUAUUAGUCAAGAAAAAUACCGCCUAAUCAUUCUGAAAAGAAUGUUUAUUCGCUGUGCUUGUUUUUUGGCUGAAAAAUUAGCGAUUACUACCCUGGCUACUGGUGAUUCCUUAGCUCAAGUGGCCUCUCAAACUCUCGAAAGUUUAGCAGUUAUUCAACAAGCCUCUAUAAGCGCUUUUGAAAAAUUAGAGACUUUAGCCCAAAAAAUAACCGAAUUGAACCAUAAUUUAGAAAAAGAAACAACUAAUGAUAAAGAUAAAAAAAAUAGUUUCUUUCGCCGCCUCGGGCAGAGUUUAGGACUAGUUAAAAAACCAAAUCCUCUUUCUAAGUUAAAAAGGUUAAUAAAAAGUAAAUGUCAAGAACUAGAGAAGAUAGUUAGGAAAAUGAGAGAAGAAAAAUACAAACAAAUCAACUUGUUGACUCCUUUAAUUAGUUACGAUAAGAAGGAAAUAAUCGCUGAAGCCCAAAAGAUAGGAACCUAUGACCUGUCUUUAAAAAGUUAUGAUGAUUGCUGUUCUUUGUUCGAACCGCGUUAUCCAGUGACUAAGCCUAGAAAAGAAAUAGUAGAAAAAUUGGAAAAAGAGAUUUUUUGGUCGGAAGUUUUAGAGAAAAUUUACAUUCAGAGAGAAACCAAACCGGAGGGAAUAUUUCCUGACUUAAAACUUGUAAUAGUGUCGGCAUUAAGUGGCGAAGCAGAGAUCGAAUUUACUAUUAAAAACUUAAAAUACGAUGAGGAGAAAGGAAUUUUAAUUGGUCUGGGAGGCGGAGGGAGGAGUCUUUUUUUGUACGAAAAAGAUUUUGAGAGUAUAGAGGAUGAAGAACUUGCAGCCAAAGAAAAUGGAUUUGACAUUGAUAAUGACCCAGGCGUGGAAACCUUGAUUAGUGAAGAAGGAAAAUAUAAAGGUUUUUAUAUUGGAAAUGGGGAAAAAUAUCAAACUUUAGUAACCCUAAGUUCAAAUUUAUUUUCCUCUGUUCCCACUUCUUUUUUCUUCUCCGCCGGAAGCAAAAACCGCUAUACUAGAAAAAAUAUCGACAAUUUUCGAGAAUUAUUUCCGAAUAAUCUAGACCAAAACAACCCUAAAUAUUUCCUUGGUUUUCGGCCUGGUGAUAUUGAAAAGAUAGGUACUAAAUUUUGUAGUGUUUUUCAUCAGAGGGAUAUUAAAGAUCAACAAGGGAACUUCUGGGAAAUAGAAUUUGGUAAAGAACUUACCCGCACUUAUUAUGAACUUAAAAGUUGUUAUGAAAGCAAAAAAAUAGAAGAGGCAAGUGAAAAACAACAAAUAAAAGAAAUUAUUUUUUCGGCAAUAGCUUUCAAUGAGUGGAGUAAUAAAAAUAAAAAGGAGCAUUGA
Entrophospora candida is the source of this 3393-nucleotide messenger RNA. The record is from the annotation of a GenBank genome assembly. NCBI's taxonomy places the organism in Eukaryota, Fungi, Glomeromycota, Glomeromycetes, Entrophosporales, Entrophosporaceae.